Molecule: messenger RNA, 2343 nt
Organism: Tetrahymena thermophila SB210
Lineage: Eukaryota; Ciliophora; Oligohymenophorea; Hymenostomatida; Tetrahymenidae
Product: cyclic nucleotide-binding domain protein
Exons: 13
Cellular component (GO): cytosol
Molecular function (GO): 3',5'-cyclic-GMP phosphodiesterase activity
Source: RefSeq, a predicted model, not a curated record
AUGAUUUCAGCUAACACUAAUGAACAUGCCUAACAAGGAGUUUUAAUUCAUGUUGCUGAUACUGCUGUUGGAUUAAUUUAAUAUGGUAUACCUCCUAUGACAGUUUCAUAAACCCUUAAUAUUUAUAAUUAAGUUCCAACCUACUUUAUACUACCACAAAAAUAGUUUAAUAAAGAAAAUGGACUUCUUUUAGUAGAUUUAGAAUAACCAGUUAGAUACAAUGCCUUAAAAUGCCACAAAAUCACUACAAUUAUAUGUACAGAAGAAGAAGUAGAAGACAUCUAAUGCUACAUAUAAGAGAGUUUCUUAGGGCCUUAAAAUAUUAAAAAAGAAGAACUGAGACAUUAAUUCCAUACUUCAUUUGACUAAGAAGGAAUUCCUUAAUUUGAAAAGGAAUAGCAAUACAUAUAUAAACAUAUAUUAGGAAUUAAAGAUAAUAUUGAUAUCAAUUAUUUUGUAAGAUUUGCCUUUUAUGACAAGGACGGAUGUGUUUCACUUGGUAGAGGCGUUGACAUUGAAAAUAAUGGUAAAAGAGUCACAAUCACGGAAAAUUCAAAAAUAAAAUAAUUAAUUGAAAUUGAGGAAACUGAAAAUUAGAUAUUUUAAUACUUAUUAGAUAUUGAAACACAGCAAGAAUUGUUAAUUCACCAGAGAAUGGUUUAGUAAGUGUAAGUAAUUGAUGAAAAUAGUGAAAGCAAGCUGAAUACUGAAAGUGAUAAAAACAAGCAUGAUUUUAUACCACCUUUAUUCAAUUAUACAGGUUUAUCAUCUCCUUUUGACUCAAGCAAGCCUAGUGGCUUUAUCAUUUGGAUUAAUGGCAGAGCAGGUCUAGUUGAUCCACCUAUAUUUACAACAAAUUAUCUUUAAUCUCACUAUAUUCCUACUAAUAUUAUUGAUUGGGUUAUUUUAACUAAUUGUCAUAGUGAAUGUGAUAUUGGUGUUCUGCAAAGAUUUGUUGAAUCUUCAAGAAUGGAAAUUAUUUCUACACCAACAAUUAUUAACUCGUUCAUAAAUAAAUAUUCAAGAAUAUGUAAAAUUAAUAGUGAAUUAAUGAGAAGAUUAUUUAAAUUUAAGCCAGUUGUUAUUGGUGCAGCAAUCAACUUAAAUGGUUGUGUUAUCCGUUUUCAUUAUAAUUUUCACGUAAUACCAAGCAUAGGCUUUGAAAUAAAUAAUUAGAAUGCAUCAAUUUAUUAUUCUGGCUAUAAUCUCUAUGACCCUAAACUAUUUUCAGCAAUCAGUAAAAAAUAAGUCAUCACAAUGAAAAGAUUCGAACUCCUAGCAAAUACUAAAUUCAUUCAUAACAGAAUUCUUUUUGAUGCUGGAAAUCCAAUAGCUCAUACUUAACUAAGCAUUUUAUAGUAGCUACCUUAGCAGACUCACAAAAAUAUAAGACUCAUUUACACAGAUGAAGAUUGCUUACCUAACGAGUAUAAGUAGUCAUUUUAAAUAUCAUCAAUAGGAUUAUAAUAUACUCAAACAGAAGACCCUGAUUUAAAAGUAAAAAAACAUAAAGCUUUAGAUUAUAUGAUGAAGCUUGAAAUAUUAGCAUAAGUUGAUGUAUUCGAAGGAAUAUCUUUAAAAAAUUUAAGAGACUUAAUUGAUAUUGCAAACGAAGAAUUUUUCACAAAAGGAUAAUACGUAAUAAAAUAAAAUACCCUUGGUAAUAAAUGGUAUAUUAUUUUGAAAGGAUCAGUUAAAGUAUUUUCAGAAAAAAAAAUAUUUGAAGACAGAAUAUUUUCUGUAGGAGAGUAUUUUGGAGAAUCUGCUUUGAUUCUUGAGCAACAACAAGGUUAAUCAUAAAGAAGAAUGGCUAGUGUUUAAGCUCUGAGUGAUUUACAUGUUCUAACUCUAGAAAAGUAAGAUUUUUGGUUUGCUUUUGGAUAAGGAAAAGAAAGUAGUGGACUAAAAAUUCUUCAGAAGUAGCAAAGAUUGCUACAUUCGCGUAUUAAUAAAUCAAUCUAGAUUAUAGAACAUAACUCAUUUUUGAAAGAUUUGAAUGAAACCUAAAAGACUUAGCUUGAAAUGAUACUUAUAAAUCAAGACGCUAAAAAAGAUUAAUUUUUAUGGAGGGUAGGAGAAUAAGCCAAAUUUGGAAUUAUUGUAAAAUCAGGAUAGUUCAAAUUUGUUGACUGUCCUGAAGCUGAUAUAAAUAUGGAUAUUAAAAAAGGAUUUUUUAUUGGGGAAAUAUCUUCAUUAAUAAAUGAAUCUGAAAAUACAACAUCACUUUAGGCUAAUUCUGAUGAUUGUGCAUUCUUUAAAAUAGAUAGACAUGACUUGAUAGGGUUUUUAAGAAGAAAUCCAGGUCUUUUUCUUGCUUUUGGUGAUUCCAAAUAUUUUAUCUGA